Loa loa (African eye worm) is the source of this 1209-nucleotide messenger RNA. RefSeq names its product cytohesin 3. Gene Ontology annotation, molecular function: guanyl-nucleotide exchange factor activity. The record is from RefSeq and is a predicted model, not a curated record. Lineage: Eukaryota; Metazoa; Nematoda; Chromadorea; Rhabditida; Onchocercidae. The coding region runs from base 1 to 1209 and encodes 402 amino acids. The transcript has 11 exons. Gene Ontology annotation, biological process: regulation of ARF protein signal transduction.
AUGGCUUAUUUUAAUACCACCGACCUCACUCCGGCCGAAUUGGAGAAUCUUGCAUUUUUGCGUGCACGUCGUUCUGGAAUCAACGAAGACGUUGAGGAAAUUCGGUCAGAGCUGGAUGGAAUUAACGCGCAGUUGGCAACAAUCGAUAUUCCUGAUGACGAAUAUAGCCCAAAUGGCAGGCAUAUGUCUAUAGCUCGAAAGAAUUUCAAUAUGGAUCCCAAAAAGGGUAUGGGAUAUAUGAUUCAGCAUAACCUUGUUCAUAAUUCACCUGUAUCGGUUGCGGAAUUCCUUUACAAAGGGGAGGGCUUACGAAAAAGUGCUGUUGGCGAUUACUUGGGCGAAAACAAUGCAUUUAACUUGGAAGUGUUGGAAAAGUUUUGCGAACUGCAUGACUUCACGGAUCUUAUCUUAGUGCAAGCACUUAGACAGUUUUUUUGGUCAUUUCGUUUACCAGGUGAAUCCCAAAAGAUUGAUCGCAUGGUUAAUGCUUUUGCGCGACGUUAUUGUGCGAACAAUCCGGGAGUUUUUUCUAGUGUUGAUACCUGCUACAUAUUGUGUUUUGCAAUUGUAAUGCUCAACACUGCACUACAUAAUCGUAAUGUUAAAACUCCAUUAACACUUGAUGUCAAAGAACCGCUAUUUAAUGGAUUAAAUGGAGAAUCCGGCAGUUGGUAUUUAGAGUUUGUUACAGGAUGCCUAGGCAUAACUAGUAUUUAUGAAUCUAUCCGUACUGAGCCCUUCCAAUUUCCGACAGAUGAUGGCGAAUUUUAUAACACAUUCUUCAAUCCUGAUCGGGAAGGAUGGUUGUUAAAACAAGCAUCUUCAUUGGCCACAACACGUCCGUUUUUAAAAUCAUGGAAGAGACGGUGGUUCAUUUUAGCUGAGAAAUGUUUAUAUUAUUUUGAACAUACGACGGCGAAAGAGCCACGAGGAAUCAUACCUCUAGAAAAUGUUCGUGUUCGUGCCGUUGAAGAAAAAGGCAAACCAUAUUGUUUCGAAAUUUAUAGCGACAGCAGUGAGGUAAUAAAAGCUUGUAAAACAGAACCAGAUGGAAGGAUGGUUGUAGGUCGUCAUACCUCUUAUAAAAUGUGUGCUUUUUCGCAAGAGGAGAUGAAUCAAUGGAUAAGUGCUAUUGAACGAUCAAUCAAUUAUGAUCCGUUUUAUCAAAUGUUGCAACUGAAAAAGAUGAAAUUGAAAAAUAAAACUUAG